AUGCUUAUAAAAUUUGGUGGCAGAAGUACCAUACGUCGCCAAUCUCUUCAUCUUAGACGUACAUUAGCAGAUAAUGUUGGUAAUUAUCUUCCAGAUGCUCUUACAGAGAUGUGGGAACCAACCCGUGACUUUGCAUAUUUGAAACUACCAAGUUCAGGUGUACAGAGUGUAGUCGCUUUAAGCAAUACCACACCACAAGUCAUGGUUGUCACCUCUGAAGGUUAUUUCUAUCAAUAUAAUAUAGAUCUAGAAAACGGUGGCGAAUGCGUGCUUCUCAAACAAUACAGGCAAGUAUCCUUUGUUUUUGGCUAUUUUUGA
Messenger RNA from Acaulospora colombiana, 318 nucleotides. Lineage: Eukaryota; Fungi; Glomeromycota; Glomeromycetes; Diversisporales; Acaulosporaceae. The record is from the annotation of a GenBank genome assembly.